Messenger RNA from Pediculus humanus corporis (human body louse), 858 nucleotides. RefSeq names its product mitochondrial 28S ribosomal protein S22, putative. The record is from RefSeq and is a predicted model, not a curated record. Bases 1 to 858 code for a protein of 285 amino acids. Gene Ontology annotation, cellular component: mitochondrial small ribosomal subunit. Gene Ontology annotation, molecular function: structural constituent of ribosome. Lineage: Eukaryota; Metazoa; Arthropoda; Insecta; Psocodea; Pediculidae. The transcript is spliced from 5 exons.
AUGAUUGAAAUACAUGCACUCAAUAUCUAUGAAACAAAACCCUAUGGGGACAAAACUGAACCUGUGUAUAAGUUACUGACAACAGAAGAAUUAUUAAUUGAAAAAGAAAAAGCUGAAAAAAAAGCUCAUGUUUUAUUACAAAUACCUCCUGUUCUUCCACCGAGAGGAGAAAUUGAAAAAGUAUUAAGCACUGAUACUGAUUUAGAUGGUUUCGACAUUCAUCAUUCUAAAUAUGUUUUCACUGACAUUUCGUUAGAUACAACAGAUAGAAAUAGAAGCAUUGUAGUUAGGGAACCUAAUGGUGUGCUGAGGGAAGCAAGAUGGCAUGAGAGGGAGAAAAUAAAUCAAAUUUAUUUUCCUGUAAAGGGUAAAGAUAUAAUUUUACCAAAAAUGUUUGAAGAUGAACAUUUACAAAAUACUUUAAAUCGUGGAGAUUAUAAGUUCAUUUUAGAUCGAGCAUGUCUUCAGUUUGAACCGAAUGAUCCAUUGUAUAUAAAAAUAACGACCAAAACAUAUGAAUUUAUAAAUGAUAAAAAAGAUUUUAAAAAAUUGCUUUCAACCAGGCAUUUUGGAUCUUUAACUUUUUAUCUUUUAAUUAAUGAUAAAAUAGACAACUUGCUCGAAGAUAUUAUUGUUUCGGAGAAAAUAAAAGAUGCAUUUUCAUUAGUAAAACUAUACCACAUUAUUCAUCCACAAUGUAAAUCCAAACCUCAGGAAGAUAUUGAUGUAGACAUCAGAGAAUUAGAAAAUUAUAUAACAAUGGAUUCAAAGAACCCGACAUUAUUAACAUCAGCUUUAAAUUGUUACCUUAUGAAAAAUGAAAAUGAAAAGAAAGAAGAAAUUAAGAGUGCAGUUUAA